Molecule: messenger RNA, 3219 nt
Organism: Mesorhabditis belari
Lineage: Eukaryota; Metazoa; Nematoda; Chromadorea; Rhabditida; Rhabditidae
Source: the annotation of a GenBank genome assembly
AUGAUUGAUGAAACAGUCGAUGCCGGAGCCACUUUAAUCGUUGUCCCUAGCUCGAUUCUCUCACAGUGGUAUGAGGAAAUUCGGAGACACAUUCGAGAAAAUGUCACUGUUGAUUUGUAUCAAGGAGUGUUCGUUCAUGGAUACAAACAUCCAGAGCUUCUGGGAAGUCAAGACAUCGUUUUGACCACCUAUAGUGUCCUUGAAAAGGAGCUCUAUCUUGUUGAUUGGAAACCAAAAGAAGGGCUACGGAAAAGGGCUCGGGCUCAAGUCUCCCCGUCGCCUCUUCUGUCGAUCAACUGGUGGAGGAUCUGCCUGGACGAGAGCCAACUGGUUGAGGGAGGCACAAGAAGAGCAGCUCUGAUGUGUCACAAGUUGCGUUCAAGAGCAAGGUGGUGCGUCACUGGAACUCCACUACAGAGAUCGCUUUCUGACAUUGGCGGCCUACUCAGUUUUCUUGGAAUCUUCCCAUUCAACGUGCCCGAGAUUUGGUCCAAACUUCAUUGGGUUCAAUACACCCACGGUGAUAAGGAUUUCCUUCUGAAUUUCAUUCGCCAGUUUUUCUGGAGGAACAACAAGCAAGAUGUGAUAGAUCAACUGAAUCUCCCGCCAAGAAAUGCCAAUCUGACCACUUUGGAUUUUGCCCCGUUAGAGGAGAGGACUUACCAGAUUGGACUUGAAGUAACAAAGCAAGCUCUAAGUAGAGAUCUUCGAACAUCGACUAUUGAGGAAAAUCCGAAAACUCUCUUGAAAAAUCUCAAUCAAAAGCUGUUCACAAAAAUUUGGAGUCGAUUAUGUUAUUUGAGAGCUUCAAUUGUGACAGGGACUGGCGAAGGACUUGGCUUGGGUAUAGUGCAGGGCAACAAGAAGGAGAAUGCUAAUGUCUUCUCACCGAGUCUUCUCUUUGCUCGCCUUCAUCUCCGUGGCCGACGACAUUUAAUGGACAAGAAUCGGACUCUGAUCGCAAAUCGUCAUGGACUCGCCGGGCUUCAUUUUCUCUAUGGGAAUCUCGAUGAAGCAUUCGAAGUCUACAAACAAGCUUGGGAUAUUUUAUUGGAUACAAAAAGAAUCAACGAGAAACUAGGAUUGGCGAGUAAUUCGAUUGAAGAUCUUUUCACAGCGGAAGAGCUAGAUGUUGAUCGGAAUGAGAACGAAGAAGCUGUUGAAGAAGCCAAAAUAAAGCCGAUUACUGUUGAUUCGACCCAAGUGAUCCAUUGUGGAAAGGCUCUUAAAGCUUUGGCUGAGGUUCAUGAAGGAGCCCGGCGGUUUUUCGAAGAACAAACCAUUGGAGAUUAUCUUGCUGGAGCCGCUGGAAGAUUUCUGGGACAAUCACUUGGAGCCAUCCACCUAGCAUCUGCUGACAUCAUCAAAGCCAUAGAAAAAUACAAUGAUGGCCAAUCAAGACUGCCGGAAAACGAGAAAUUCUCAUGGUUGGCUAAAGCUUUGAAUUUCGUGAUGAGCGAUGAAAAUCACGAAAUUGCGAUCUUUAAAGCGAUCGAGGACAUGAGAGGAAAGGACUCACUUGACAAGAAAAGUCUAAACGAUCCAGCGCAGUUGAGGACAACGAACACCUUGCAUAGAGACUUCUACCAAACUGAUAGAUCUGGAGCAGUGACCCCACUCAAAGGAGAUUCCCUUCGGCAACAAAUCUUUUCCGUUGUCAACAAAGCUUCUGACGAGAUCGCUUUCAUUUGUGAAGAAACUGUGACGAUGGUCGACGCUGCCUUAGAAUGUGAGAAAAUCUCUGCCGAUUUGAGGCAAGUGAUGGAAUGUGAUUGUUACAAGGAAUUCAUGAUGACAACUGAGGAAAGAGAUGCGAUGAAUGCGAAGAUAGUGCAUGCAGUGGGAAGAGAAGGGAGAAGGAUGACGAAAGGCAAAAGAAGCAGUAUUGUUCCUGUUGGAGAACGGUCGUUGAUGCUUGUCACCGAUGAUUUGGAUAAAGAAACACUCCUCAACACUCGAUGUGCCUCUUGUCGAAUCGGUCGACGCAUCCGUGACCUUCGAGAACUACUGGGUGGAACUCGGGACGCAAGUCUUCAAACAGACAGCCGCUUCUCCUUCGAGUUGCUGUGUGCUCGCUUGUUCCGUAUUGCUAUCCGAGUACCAAUGAGUCAGGCAGCGAACACAAAGUUUAACCAAAUGUACGACGACUUCUGCGCAUGGAUUUCUCAGAUUCGGCCGUUGUUCGAGGCUUCGCUCUCUGCAGUGCAAGCAAUUCAGGAAUUGGCCCACAAACUUGUCGAACUUGAGAACGCAUCAAAGAGGAUCGAAGAGGGUAUGGAGAUUUUCGUUCCUAGAGUCGAUGGAGGAACGCAGGAGAUAAAGGCAAUCGUGAACAAGAAGAAAGAUAAUAGACUGCUCGAAGCCUUCAAAAUCGCGGACCAACAAUUCGCCGUUGAACGUCAGAGAGAGAUUCCUCUGAUUGUUUAUCUUCAUGAAGCAAAUAAUGGAUCGCCAAGAGACUGCCCCAUUUGCUACGAUACUCUCGAGAAUGAGUGGAUGGUUUACCCCUGUGCUCACACUGUUUGUGUAGGAUGCUGGAAGCGAUUAAAGAAAGUUCGCCAUGAAGAUCAACUUUACAUUGAAUGUGCCACUUGUCGGACUGAAGCUGUCGAUUACAAAGUGACCAAGGUCGUUUCUCGUCCAAAAGUUGCUGUCAACGACGAGCAGAUGCUCGGAUCGAUCAAGAGAAAGCUAAAGGAAAUACGAAAACAGGCCCCGAAAGAUGCUUCACUUUCUGUCAAAAUCUCGGCAAUCGUUUCGAGAAUCUACGAGAUCGUCAGAGGGGAUCCAAAUGCAAAAAUUCUCGUCUUUUCUUCGAUGGAUUUAGUGAUCCGGGCUCUACACUCAGCCUUUUCCCAAUGUCAGAUCGCCUUUGUUGAGCUGAAGACGAACACCAAGAGGAAUUCUACGUUGAAAGAAUUCAAGUUGUCUCAUGAUUUGAAGGUCUGUUUGAUGCCACUCUCAAGCGGUGCCAAUGGACUCAACCUCACCGAAGCAAACCAUGUGAUUUUUGCGGAACCGAUUGUCGAAACGAGUGUUGAAGCUCAGGCAAUUGGUAGAAUUGAUCGUUUUGGCCAAACCAAGCCGACUACCGUGCACCAUUUCGUCGUGCAGAACUCAAUUGAGGAGGAAAUCUAUCGAAUCACCCAGAAUCAUCUAUUCGAUGAGGGAUGGACAGUGCAAACGCUCAAGGAUGUCUUCGGGAUUCAAGGAAUUCAA